GUCAGCAGGGAAUCCCUCGAACUAAACUCAGAUUAACUUAUCACUAUUGCAGCUAGGAUAUAGCGAUUAAGCUUCAAACCACGGUGAAGUUUCCAAGCUUUAUUAUCCUCUUCUCAUCUUCUCCGUCCUCUGCCUCUAUUAGCCAUGUCAAGAGGAACGGACCGUCUAAUAAAGAACGUGAAACAGUUCACAGACAGGCAAUACAAGCAAUUCACAUCUCGUUAUGGCCAACAAGUGAUUGACAUUUUCGAAUUCCCAAUUAAGGUGGUUUUGUCUCCUUUUACUCUUGCUUUCGACAUUGCUGGUUCUGCUCCUCGUGGGUUUGGUAUACCUGAGCUCAUCUCCAAGCUCUCUUAUCUUUCUGUCUUUGCUGUUGCAACUCUUGGGACCUAUGAUAUUGCUUUGGAGCUGGGAAAGAAGGUGAUAUGUCAAAGGAAUUGUCGGACUUGCAAUGGAUGGCAGGCAUUGCGGUGUACUAUGUGCAAAGGAUCAGGGAAGGUGCACUACCAAGUAAAAAAUUACACCUUGAGGAGUGGAGAGAAGGCUACAGCUGAAUGCAUUGCAGAUGCUAUUGCCAACAAUCGGGCAGAGCUGGUGCACCUUCCAUCCACUAUGGAUCUUAAUAUACCUUUGCCAUCUAACGAAUGUCCAACUUGUGAUGGAACGGGUGUUAUGGGCUGUCCUGAAUGCAAAGACAAAUUACAAGUCAGGAUCUCUGCAGAUGAUAUAAUGGAACCUCCAUGGAAGGCCUAUAACAUCAUGAGAAAGAUGGACUAUCCUUAUGAGCAUAUAGUGGAAAGCAUGAAAGAUCCCAGCAUUGCUGCAUUUUGGUUAUUUUCAUUGCCCCAAAUUGUGGGUGGAUUCAAUUACGAUGAUGAUGUCAAGCAAAAGAUUUGGUGGCAAUACAAGGAAUCUAUGCGGUAUGAUCAACUACGGGAUGUGGUAGCAAAGAGAAAACCAGGAUGGGAGCACUUGCAGGAAGCCUUGAUCUCAAUAGAUCCUAUCCGUGCCAGAGAAGAUCCUGUGAUUGUAAAAAAUAUCCCAUACUACAAGGCCAAAAAGGCACUGGAGGCAGAGGUCAUGAAACUUAAUCCUCCACCACGGCCACAAAAUUGGGGUGAGCUGGACCUUCCAUUGAAUGUAUCAUCCUGGAGUGAGGAAGACCUUAAAAAUCCAGAAAAAUUCUAUGAGAUGACUGUUCUUCUGAAUGCACAAAGAGAAAUUGCUGAUAAAAUUUUGGAUGCACAAUGGGAAACUAAAUGGCGCCAAGAAAAGUUGAAUGAGAUUUUGGAGGAGAAGGUACGGCCAUACAUUCAGAACAUCAAUAAUGCAGUACUAUCCCGGCCUAUUAUAAUGCAAUCACAGAAUAAGGAUAAAAAGAGGAGUCGGCAAAGGAGAUGGUGGUUUUUCUGAAAGUUGCUUUACACAUUUCCCUUGUCUUGAUGCCUUUUUGUUGUACAAUUUGUAUUUCUUCCAAUUUCUUCACUCUGUAAUUUACAUUUUUCCUUUUAUCUUUACCUUAUUCAAGGUCAUUUUUGAAAAAAGAGAAGAAAAAAAAGUAGUUGGAGGCAUCUCUCUCUCUCUCUCUCUCUAGCAUGUUUAGUGUAUCUCAAUAUAAUUAUUUUUGUUGUAUAAUUUGAAGUUCUCACAUGUUCUUCCGCUCUUGAUGUCUUAAGUUAGUUGGACUUGUAUUUGAUCAAUCUGGGGAUGCUGAAAGAGGAAUUUCGCUGCAUAUGUUAUCUUUCUCUUCCAUUUUACUUGUAUUUUAGUAGCUUCA
Molecule: messenger RNA, 1777 nt
Organism: Jatropha curcas
Lineage: Eukaryota; Viridiplantae; Streptophyta; Magnoliopsida; Malpighiales; Euphorbiaceae
Product: embryo defective 2737
Cellular component (GO): chloroplast
Source: RefSeq, a predicted model, not a curated record